AUGGAUCAAUUCGGAUUCGACCAACCAAUUCCUUACUGUCCAGUCUGUAAUCAACCAUGGGAUGAAGCUACCAACAAGGAAGCGCAUGUCUCGGCCUGUCUUGGUGAAGAUCACAUACCACCAUUCCCUGCAGCACCCCAUAACGCCUCAGACACAAGUGAUGAAAUAGAAAUCUUACCGUCUUCUACUACAACAAAACCUAAACAGAACCCCAGCAUUAAGCCUACCAGUAAAUCUCAAGUCAAUGGAGUAGCAAACUUACUUAUCCAUAUCGAAAAACUAUUAGUCCAAUCGAUUAGCGACGGUCGAAUUCGCUCUGCCGUUGUCUGCAAUCCCGACGUCCUAUAUAUCCGGACUUCUUCAUCACUCACUGAUCGUGGAGCAAGCGAUUUGACAUGGGGAUGUGGUUAUCGAAAUAUUCAGAUGCUCUUUUCUGCCGUCAGACACCUUGAAGCCUACCGACAAGCCUUGACCUCUCAUCCUGAGCUCAAUUCUCAAUCUCCUCUUCAAGCUGAACUAUCUAACAAACGCCCAUCAACGAGUCAUAAUGUGGGAGACCCAAUUGAGAUACCUAGUAUCCAAAGCUGGCAGAGAAUCAUCGAAGAAGCCUGGAAGAAAGGUUUUGAUACACCUGGCGCUGACAGUUUCUCUCACAAGCUAGUUGGAAAAAAGAAAUGGAUUGGUACUACUGAAGCUUAUGUGGCCUUUACAAGUUUACGAAUACGUGCCCGAGUCAUCGAUUUUCCAAAUCCCACCGGACCCAAGGGUACUCAUCUUGGAUUGACUAAUUGGGUCCGCGGUGCACAUCAAUCCCUCCAGUCAUCAUAUUUCAAUGGAACCUCUGUUUCCUCGAACACUCCAGCCAAUGGAUCCGCAUCAGGUCAUGUGAGCUCUAUCAUAAACACUGAUAAGAUGCCCCUCUACCUUCAACACGCCGGCCAUAGUCGUACCAUUGUGGGUUUUGAGACCGAUACACAAGGCAAUGAAAACCUAUUGAUCUUUGAUCCUGCAAAGGCAGUACCGACGGCACUAAAAUCGCUUUGCGGAUUUAUGACCUCUCGGUCGAAUCUAUUCUCAUUGAAGCGACUAAAGUCUAGCAAUGAUUCAUCACAAAAUCCUGAACCUAUCCUUGAUCUCUCACAGCAUAGUAAACUUUUGGCUCCAUUCAGGGUGUCUAUCAAAUCUCUCAGUAGACGUGAUCAAUAUCAGAUCUUGUGUGUCGAUAAUGGACCCUUGCUCAGUCCAUCGGAGCUUGAGUCUCGUAAGGUUAUUGUCUCCACUCGUAUAGAGUGA
Messenger RNA from Melampsora larici-populina 98AG31, 1293 nucleotides. RefSeq lists its product as uncharacterized. Bases 1 to 1293 code for a protein of 430 amino acids. NCBI's taxonomy places the organism in Eukaryota, Fungi, Basidiomycota, Pucciniomycetes, Pucciniales, Melampsoraceae. The transcript has 6 exons. The record is from RefSeq and is a predicted model, not a curated record.